Molecule: messenger RNA, 3840 nt
Organism: Girardinichthys multiradiatus
Lineage: Eukaryota; Metazoa; Chordata; Actinopteri; Cyprinodontiformes; Goodeidae
Gene: sgcd
Product: sarcoglycan, delta (dystrophin-associated glycoprotein)
Exons: 8
Coding region: 373-1254 (293 amino acids)
Biological process (GO): cardiac muscle tissue development; heart contraction
Cellular component (GO): sarcolemma; sarcoglycan complex
Source: RefSeq, a predicted model, not a curated record
GGGCUGGAGCAAUAGGACGCGCCACAGCAGAGCAGCCACUUAUGAAAAAAGGAAGGAGUCAGAGAGGAGGGUCACCGAGCGUUCAGGAAACGACUCCCAAACUCAGGGGCUUGGUCAGAGGAGGCGGGGAGCUAUUUGUUGUUGGAAAAGCUGACAGGCGUACAAGUUAGAGGGGAGGGAAAAAAAAGAGCGAGGUGGCUGCCUUGACUUUGAGUUGGUCAGUGAAGGCCUCAUGCAGCUUCUCAGCAGCAGCUCUGUUCCAUUUUUAUCCGCCUGACGCUCGUCGGCUUUCAGCAGAGCUCACCAGGAGCCCAGAGGGGAGGGAGAUAAAGGACUUUAACUCAGGAGGGGGGAACAGGAAAGAAAGAAAACAUGAUGACCCAGGAACAGUGCUCUCAUAGGAACAAUGUCCAGAGUUCAGAGAAACCACAAGUGUACAAAGUGGGAAUAUACGGCUGGAGGAAACGCUGCCUUUACUUUUUCGUCCUGCUGCUAUUGAUCCUGAUCCUGAUCAACCUGGCACUAACUAUCUGGAUCCUCAAAGUCAUGAACUUCACCAUCGACGGCAUGGGCAACCUCAGAAUAACAGAAAAGGGCCUGAAACUGGAGGGAGACUCCGAGUUCCUGCAACCUCUUUACGCCAAAGAAAUCCGGUCCAGUCCAGGCCGCUCGCUGUUCCUGCAGUCGUCCAGAAACGUCUCGGUCAACAUUGUGAACAGCAACAAUCAGCUACUCACGCAGCUCAUCACAGGAUCCCGUGGAUUUAAAGCACGAGGGAAGAUGUUUGAAGUCAAAUCCACCUCCGGGAAGCUGCUCUUCUCUGCCGACGAGCAGGAAGUGGUGGUGGGCGCAGAGAGGCUCCGAGUGAUGGGGGCCGAAGGAGCAGUGUUCAGCAAAUCUGUGGAGACACCGCAUGUCAGGGCCGAGCCGUUCAAAGAGCUACGAUUGGAGUCUCCCACUCGCUCUUUAUUGAUGGAGGCCCCGAAAGGAAUCCAGAUCCUCGCCGAGGCUGGAGACAUUCAGGCCAUCUGCAGGAACGAGCUGCGGCUGGAGUCCAAAGAUGGAGAGAUCUCUCUGGACGCUCGGAGGAUCCGCCUGAUGAGGCUGCCAGAAGGGAAAGCCUCCACCAGCUCCUCGUCCUCAGGGACCAGGCAGACUGUCUAUGAAGUUUGUGUUUGUCCUAACGGGAGACUUUUCCUGUCUCUGGCUGGCGCUGGAUCAACCUGCCAGAUCAGCAACAACGUCUGCCUCUAGGACUACUACUCUAGGAUUUUGUAUAACUAUAAGAUAUUGAGAAAAAAAGUGACACGCAGAGCAGGCCAAUGUACAAACGCUGUCUGCCUCUAGGACUGAUCCAUGGUGAAUACAAAGACUGCCAGAGCCAACGGACAAACAAAUAAACAUCAAUUUUCAAUCACAAACACUUUAACCUUAGGUUCAACUGAUGUGUUUAAAAAGUCAAUAAAGACAAGUUUUCUUUAAGGUCUCUGACAGGUGCCAAAAUUUCAGUCUGAACAUAUAUUUUUUCCCUAACAUCCACAAGACUCUAAAAGUUACAGGUUUUAACAACUUUUUAAUACAGAAGGACAGAAUGGCACCUUUUGCUCUCUCUUUUGAAAAAUCUUCUCAGAGACAACUAUAAAUAAGGUUGAUGUUUGUAAUGUACUGGCUUGACUCUAAAUAACUCACAUGACAAAGGUAUUUAUUAAAAGCAAAUGAACACAGCAAACACUCAAAAUAUAACAACUGACAGACAUGGAGAGGAAAUUCCCCAGAGAUCUGCUAUAAAAGACACUGAUCUGUUCCCCUUUUCCCUGGAGUCAGUCAGUGCCAGAUUCACUAGGGCGAUCACCCCUGUCAACAGGCCUUCUACUUUUCUUAAUCUUCUUUUUUUUUCCUUUUCUACUUUACUACAACUCACAUAAUUUAUCUUUUCAGUAUUCAUAAAACAGAACUUUAUUCCAAUCGUCAAACCUAACGACACUGAACACAAGGGCUUGGACAUGUUUGAAGUGAAAAUGCAUUGCAGUGGUUUUCUACAGUGAGAACUUAACCUACUGUAUUUUAAAAACAUGUAAAAAGGAACACAUGUAAUGCAAAUGCAACAUCAGUCAUCCGGUCCCACAUUUGGAUCUUUAACUUGUCCUUUGGCUGUUUAUGAACUUUCUCACAAAGUCUGUUUUUACUUUAUAGCCUAAAACUAAUCCUUGGCUAACCUGGAAAGGGUCUACCUUGAGAUGAUCCUGAUUGAUUUUAAUUGCCCCAGAUUUCUAGGUAUAUAUGAAAUCAUUGGCUCGCCAAAACUUUGUAUCCUUAAAACCACUUAAUCACGUCAUUGCUAUUUGGAUUUUUUAUCGCCAGACAACAGAUAUAUAUUAUUUAGUGUAUUUGCAUGUAAUUUUAUUAAGUUGACAUCCACUCACAUUUUCUACAUAGGUUUAACUGAAAAUUUAUAUUGGUCAGUGUUGCCGUGUUGUAUUUUAGUUUUUCUCAAAUUUAUGUUUUAUUUGUCCUCAUUUUUUCAUCAGUCCCAAAUGUGUUCUUUAGCUCAAGCAUUUAAGAGCAAAUAAAUCAAACCCUAUUAAUAACCUAAUCAACCAGUCAUAAAAAACGAUUUAUUAUGUUCAACAUGGCACAUAGAACUCACGCUCUGAGGUUUUAUCCUAACAAACUAAUUAAAUUUUAGUAAAUAUCUAAUGUAAACUAGCAUACUGUCGCUGCUCUGCGGCUGUUUUUCUCAUUUUGCUUUUCGACGAAAACAAUCCUAACCAGGCUGUUCAGAGGCAAAAGAAAAUACAUUAAAGUGAUGUUAUCACUGACUAUUUUAAACCACAAAGAAAGAAAUAAGCUGCCUGAACCCCUGUGGUGGUCCCCCUACUUGUUUCUUGCACUGAUUAAAAAAAGAAAAAGUAAAAAAGAUAAAGUAAGCCACUCUAAUAAGAGAGAGGAACUGUGCCUGUGCCUUAUGUCAAUGCACUCGUGGCAAGAAGAAGCACAUCAGACAAACUUUCUUUGGCAUCAACAAGCUACAUGAUCUGAUUCUAGUUUGGUUUUUAUCCGAUUCAAAAACCUUUCCUUGUGUGCGAAUGCAAAGACUUUCACCCGCCUCCGACUGUAGAUGUUCACAUCUGACUGUUUGAAGGGACAUGCUUUCUUUCAUGCGUCACAGCUUUGAUUUUUGAUGAUCAAAUAUUGUGUUGAAGUGUAUGUGUUAAAGCUUGACUUGGCAAUCAUGUGAUCCUGUGGAGUUUAAGAUGUAUCGGCUCAAUUUUUAAACACUUGGAUAUUUAUCUUCAGAAUGCACCAAAAUAUAUUUUUGUCAUUACAAAUGUGUUUCAAAGUUCUCUUAUGAUCUUCAGCAUUUAUCGCUAAAUUCUUCACUGGGGAUGUAAAGAUAUACUUUACAGAAGUUUGAACGCUUUGCCACCUUUAUGUGUAGUUGCCAAGCAGCCUGCUAGUGCAGUCUGAGGCAUUAAAUCUGGAAUAAUACAGCAUUCUUGCUAUGGAAAACUUUAAUAACUGCUAAAAGGAUCAAAGUUAGGUUUAAUGUUUGGCUGAGAGUGGCCACCAUUUUAAGAAAGGAUGUUUUCUAAAUUGCAUUGUACAUUUUCACUUAAAACAACUAAAUUUUUAUCUGGUCAUUAUUGUGGAAAUGUGCAACAUUUAAAUUCACAUUACAGGACACAAACCUGAUAUGUGGGGUAGAAGGAUCUGUUUUCAAAACAGGCGAAAACCAGAAGUGUUUGACAAGAGUCUAUUUACCUUUAUCAUGUCAAAAAUGUGCCACGAAGUACAGCGUUGGUCAGUAAAAGAAUAAAAUCCUUUCUUUGGUAAUCUUUA